AUGUCUUCUUCACUUCUCAAUGGAGCUGACAGUCUCAAACUCACAACAGGGUCACAGAUUUUUGGUUCAGAACUUCAAUUCAGCUGUUUCCCUAAAAAGGGUUUUGUAAAUUAUCCAAAGGGUUCAAAGAUUCUAACUUUGACACCUAAAUGUAGUUUAUCUUCUUCCAGGCCAGUGUCUCAACCGAGGUUUAUUCAGCACAAGCAAGAAGCUUUUUGGUUUUAUAGAUUCUUGUCAAUAGUGUAUGAUCAUGUGAUUAAUCCAGGGCAUUGGACUGAGGAUAUGAGAGAUGAAGCACUUAAGCCUGCUGAGUUGUACAGUAGGAAUCUGAAAGUGGUUGAUGUUGGGGGUGGUACUGGGUUCACUACUCUUGGGAUAGUUAAGCAUGUUGAUGCUAAGAAUGUGACCAUUCUUGAUCAAUCACCUCACCAACUCGCUAAGGCCAAGCAGAAGGAGCCUUUGAAAGAGUGUACUUUUAUUGAAGGUGAUGCUGAAGAUCUCCUUUUCCAACUGAUUAUGCUGAUAGAUACAUCUCUGCUGGAAGAUCCUCAGCGUGGUAUUAAGGAGGCAUACAGAGUUCUAAGAAUUGGAGGAAAGGCCUGCCUAAUUGGACCUGUUUACCCAACGUUUUGGCUUUCUCGCUUCUUUGCGGAUGUGUGGAUGCUAUUUCCUAAGGAAGAAGAGUAUAUUGAGUGGUUUAAGAAGGCUGGUUUUAAGGAUGUUGAACUGAAGAGAAUUGGUCCAAAAUGGUAUCGUGGUGUCCGUCGACAUGGUUUGAUCAUGGGCUGUUCCGUGACAGGUGUGAAGCGAAAGUCAGGAGACUCUCCCCUUCAGCUUGGUCCAAAACAAGAGGACGUAAAGAAGCCCGUGAACCCAUUUGUAUUCUUAAUGCGUUUCAUCCUGGGAGCAAUGGCAGCAACCUAUUAUGUACUUGUACCAAUAUACAUGUGGAUUAAGGAUCAAAUUGUUCCCAAAGGUAUGCCCAUCUGA
Molecule: messenger RNA, 990 nt
Organism: Oldenlandia corymbosa var. corymbosa
Lineage: Eukaryota; Viridiplantae; Streptophyta; Magnoliopsida; Gentianales; Rubiaceae
Source: the annotation of a GenBank genome assembly